UGUUCAUUCAAGCAAGAAUAGUAUUAUUCUUUGGGCAACCAAACCAAAAUCAUCAUAUAAUAAUUAUUGUAUAUUUUUAACUUCUCCUUGAAAGCUUUGAUUCUUUUUUGAGCUUUGUAUACUCUUUAUCAUUUUCAUAUAAUUACGAAACUCAAAGCAUGGUUGGUAGAAGUUAAAGUGGACGGAACCCGCGAUAAGCCUCUUAGUUUAGCGGCAGGAACAUUGUGCGACUCAACUUCUCCAGCUAUGGCAGCUGCCUUAGUUAUGUCCACACCAGUAACUCCAAAAUCAACGCCCUUUUCCUUAAUAUCCCAAUCUUCUCCACACAAGAGGCUCUGGCGCAAGAAACAAGGAGUAAAUAUUGAUCGGCGUAGUGGUUAUGCAGAUUGUGCUUCACUGAUACAGGGGUUAAGUAGGAAAAAAUUGCCUGUUGCUGCUGAAAGGCUAUUCCUUGAUAUGAAAUCUGAAGGUUUUAUACCUGAUAAGUCUACCUUGUCAGCACUGAUGCUAUGCUAUGCCAGUAAUGGUUUAUUUUCUAAAGCAUUAGCUGCUUGGGAUGAAAUUAUUGACAGGUCAUUUCUGCCGGAUGUUCAUGUAGUUGCAGAACUGAUUGAUAUCUGCGGCUGCAAAGGUUAUUUAGAUGAUGCUGUCAGAAUAUUGCAUCAGAUUACGUUGAACAUGCUUCCUGAUGUUUAUGCUCAGGCUAUCUCUCGUUUUGGAAAGAAAGGGCAGCUUGAAUUGAUGGAAGUUAUGUUGAAAGAGAUGGUUUCCAUGGGGUUCCCUGUUGAUUCUGCUACUGGAAAUGCUUAUGUAAUAUACUAUAGUAAUUUUGGCACACUGAGUGAAAUGGAAGUUGCAUAUGGCCGUCUUAAGAUGUCGAGAAUUCUUAUAGAGGAAGAAGCGAUCAGGUCAAUCUCCUUGGCUUAUAUCAAGAAAGAGAAGUUUUAUUGUUUAGGUCAGUUUGUAAGAGAUGUCGGUCUUUGUAGGAGAAAUGUGGGAAAUCUCCUGUGGAACCUGUUACUUCUUUCUUAUGCUGCCAACUUCAAAAUGAAAAGUUUGCAGAGAGAAUUUGUGAGAAUGGUCGAAACUGGAUUUUUUCCUGAUCUUAAUACUUUCAAUAUUAGGGCUUUGGCAUUUUCAAAAAUGUCUUUGUUUUGGGAUCUGCAUGUAACUCUUGAACAUAUGAAGCAUGAGAAGGUAGUUCCUGAUCUUGUGACUUACGGUUCUGUUAUUGAUGCAUACUUGGAUAGAAGAUUGGGACGAAAUUUGGAUUUUGCUUUACGGAAAUUGAAUAAAAAUGAUUGUGUUACAGUAGCAACAGAACCGCUUGUAUUUGAGGCCAUGGGGAAAGGGGAUUUCCACUUAAGCUCAGAGGCACGUGUAGAGUUCAGUAAGAAGAAGAAUUGGACGUAUGAGGAGCUUAUCACCACCUAUCUCAAGAAAUACUUCCGUUGCAAUCAAAUCUUUUGGAACUAUUGAUGAUGAAUAGUGUCUGUGCUGGAAAUUCUGUUCAGUUGCGCUGCGCUCAGUUAUCCGAACAAAUACUCUGGUACAAGUGGUUUAUCGGCCACUGCUGCAGCUACCAGUUCACUAAUUUUAUCUGAAAUGAUAUAGCUGGAAGCUGCAUUUGUGGGAUAUAUGACAAGUAACUGGUAGCUGGAUGAAACCAGCUAUCUUCAGCUACCUAGAAGAUGAACUAAAUUAAAGAAAUUGCUUGUGGUAUCUUUGGUGUCAACAGCAUCUUGGCUUCUCCAUCCUUUUUCAGUUUUAUGUAUAUUCUUAUUCUCCUCUUGAUUUUGUGCUUGAUGAAAAGGGGUUGCUUGAGCGGCUUUUAUUGCUAUCAAAUCCUGAAAUUACCUGCAAAAAAUCAUGACUUGUUAUGUGUUUGAAGGUUUUUCUUCUUGGUGGGUAUGCCAAUCAACAUUGCUGACAUUCUUCCAUCUGCAGCAUUUUCAUGCUAUUUCUUAAAGUUGAAACUCUUUCAAUUUAUUUUUAUGAAGAUAUUCUUAUAUCACUUACUUGAGGGAUAGAUCGACUUUCACUAGUUGGGCUUCUUCCAAAAUGCAUUGGUUGCAUUGCUUCUUCAGCAAGUAUACGUAACCUGUUAAGUUCAGGCAAAAUUACAGUGCCAAGAUCUGGUCGAUCUUUACGUCUGAGUUCGGCACACUUGAGUGCUAACUUGGCAAACGUCAGAGCCUCUUCAACAGGCCAGUCAGGAACUGCUGGAUCAAGCAUAUCAGCAAUAGUGCCUUUCUCAAUUGCCCUCUCAACAUGGUGGGUCAAACCCAUUGGAGGUCUGGCGGAUCUAUGUAACAAAAUGUUCCCGCUGUUGACGUCAUUCGGUACUGUGUCACGGAGUCAGCUACAGAGGGGGGAACAAGCCUAGCUAAACCAACAUCACUGAUCUUACUUACAUAAUUGCGGUCAAGCAAAAUGUUGCCAGGUUUCAGAUCCCGGUGCACUAGAGGUUCUGGCUUGGUCUGGUGAAGGAAGAGGAGGCUAGUACCGACCUCUGCAGCUAUACGGAAUCUUAGUUGCCAAGGAAGAACUGGAGUGUUUCCUCUUCGGAAGAGGCGAUCGUCUAAGCUCCCAUUGGCCAUGUACUCAUACACUAGGCAGCCAAAUUCAGGGCAGGCUCCAAGUAGAAGAACCAUGUUUGGAUGCCUUAUGCAGCUUAGAACUUCAAUCUGCAUUAGAGCAAAUGAAAAGGGGCAUGAGCGAAUAUAGCCUUUUGGGAACUACUGUAUGACUGAUUGAAUUUGGUUGGUAUUUUUUUUUUUUUUUUUUUUUUACGUGUGUGGGGGUGGGGAUGCCACAGCUCCAGAACACUAAUAUUCUUUUCCCUGCGAAGAUAAUAACUCAUACAUGUUCUCUAAAUGGGUUUACAUGUAGUCAUUUCUUUUGAAUGAAGGAAGGAUUCUUUUGUUUCAUACCUCUUGUUGAAAUUGUGACCUUCCUUGAGCAGCAUCUGGGCGAAGAACCUUAAUUGCAACCUGCGUGUGAUCCAAGUAACACUUGUAUACCGGUCCGUAUCCACCUUCUCCAAUUUUACGAGAUGCUGCAAAGUUAUCUGAUGCUGCUUCAAUCUCCUCUAUUGUAUACUUACGAUACCGGCAAUCACUCUGUGCAAGGGCAUCCAAUACCUUCUUCUUCUCUUCAGCUUCUAUGAUCGCCUUCCUUUCUGCUGUGAUUCUUCUCUGUGCCUCCCGUUCGGCGAUCCUUUGUGCUUCUUCUGCAGCUUCAAGGGCUGCCCUACACUUUGCUUUUUCUUUCUCUGCAAUGGCCAGUGCUGCUUCCUCGGCUAGUCGUGCGUCUUCUAAUUUUUGUUCUUCUUCUACUUUCCAGCGGUGAAGUUCCAAUGCCUGCAUGAAAAAAAUUAAGGCUACAUUCCAGUUAACAAUAGAGAAAGUGCCUCCUUGCAUGCUGAGCUGUACAUGUCCAUCGUCUGCUUGAGCUCCUGCUUGAGUCUUCUCAUCUCUGCUUCGAUCUCUUCCUAUAUAUUAGAGAAAGAUGUUUAUCAUGAUUCUUCUGUAUUUGGUGUUAAUAGUUGUUGUAAAAGAAACCCUCACUGUCACAACUUUAGUGAAACAUAAGACAGCUCGAAUAACAACACCUUCAUUACAACAGAGAAUUUUGACCAGGAUGAACUAGAAGUUAUAAAGAUUUUUUUAUUCUUGGUUUAAAAUAUUAGAGUUUUGCACCAUACUUAUCUCCCUUUACUUUUGCUGGAGUUAUUUGGUUAAACUAAGAUUGCUUUUGCGAUAGCAUCCAGACUGGUCCACUUGCAUACUUGCAUUAAGAUUGAUGGACUUUAAUGAAAUCAAGAAAUGCUUAUGAUGGAAGAAGAGCCCAAGAACGAGUCCAAGAAUUAUGGAGAAGAAUGGACAAAGUGCUACACAUAUUUCAUGAUUAAGUCCAAGCCCAAAAGGAGGAAGAUUGAGCCCAUAUGGGUUGUGAGUAAAUUUGAAAACUUUUCCUUAUUUUCUUAGGAGAGAAUUUUUUGUAUUAUUUUUACAUGCUUUCUUAGUCCUAGUAGGUUUUUAUUUAUUAUUUCCAUAAUAGUAGAUCCUAAUCUCAUGCUAUUUGGGAUAGCUUUUUCCUAGUCCUAAUUAGAUUUGAUAAAUGUAGAUUUCAAUCCCAUGCUAUUUAGGAUAUGUUUUUUUUCCCUAUAUGUAGGGAUGAAUUUUGUUAUUUUCAAGGAGACAAUAUUAUUAUUAAUUGAAAGUUUCUUUUAUUUA
Messenger RNA from Capsicum annuum, 4238 nucleotides. RefSeq names its product pentatricopeptide repeat-containing protein At3g42630. NCBI's taxonomy places the organism in Eukaryota, Viridiplantae, Streptophyta, Magnoliopsida, Solanales, Solanaceae. The transcript has 6 exons. Gene Ontology annotation, molecular function: protein binding. The record is from RefSeq and is a predicted model, not a curated record. Bases 247 to 1479 code for a protein of 410 amino acids.